Messenger RNA from Closterium sp. Naga37s-1, 681 nucleotides. The record is from the annotation of a GenBank genome assembly. NCBI's taxonomy places the organism in Eukaryota, Viridiplantae, Streptophyta, Zygnematophyceae, Desmidiales, Closteriaceae.
AUGAACUUGGUCGCGACGAAUGAUAUGGAUGAGAUCUAUGAGGAUCCUGAGUAUGGUGAGAUGGGAGAACUGGAGGAGUUAUUGACUAAGGUUGAUAAGAGCGAGGACACGGAUGAUACGGGAGCGAGUGUGGAGGCAGCAGUGAAGCAGGAAGAGGAGAUAGUGAUCAAGGAGGCAACAGCAGUAAACGGUGGAGAUGGAGACGGUGUCAACACUUUUGCAGCAGCGAUCGUGGUUGAAGAUAAAGCAGUAAAUGCGAAGUGUGUGGGAGUUGAAGCUGUGAAAGGGGACAUCAUGGUGAAAGGAUCAAAGGCGAAUGCAACUGCCAAGGGGCAAGUGCUUAAGGAGGAUGAACGCGUUGAAGGGUACGAGACCCGAGAGGUGUUGGGUGUAAAGAUGCUGAGGAGAAGCGAGAGGCAUAAGAAAAUCUCUCAAGGUUUGGAUGUCAAGGCGCUCAACUUCAAGACACGUAAGCAGAGGUGCUCUCCCUCCUCUCACCCUACUCUCACCCUCCUCUCACCCUACUCUCACCCUCCUCUCAGCCUCCUCUCACCCUCCUCUCACCCUCCUCUCACCCUCCUCUCACCCUCACCCUCCUCUCACCCUCCUCUCACCCUCCUCUCACCCUCCUCUCACCCUCCUCUCACCCUCCUCUCACCCUCCUCUCACCCUGUUUCCUAA